CUGGUUUCUGCAGAUUAUUGAGGCCUAGGACAGCACCCCCAACAAUUCAGAGACCUGACAAUGUCUCUAUAUUAUGGAAUUGCUUGUGGGAGAAAAUCUUUCUGGUGCUAUAGGCUGCUGUCAACCUAUGUCACUAAGACCCGGUAUUUAUUUGAACUGAAGGAAGAUGAUGAUGCAUGUAAAAAAGCCCAGCAGACAGGAGCAUUUUACCUCUUUCAUAACCUGGCUCCUUUGCUUCAGAAAUCAGAACAUCAGUACCUGCCCCCGCAGCAUAGCCUAUUAGAGUUGGAAAAGCUCCUGAGUAAGUUUGGACAGGAUACACAAAGAAUAGAAGAUUCUGUGCUGAUUGGAUGCUCCGAACAGCAUGAAGCAUGGUUUGCUCUGGAUCUAGGUCUAACUAGCUCCUCUUCCAGAAAUGCUUCCUUACAGAAAUCUGAAAUGGAGACCGAGCUAACCGGGUCUUUCAUUGAGUUGAGAAAGGCUCUCUUUCGGCUGAAUGUCAAGGAUGCCUCCUUGCUAUCCACGGCUCAGGCUCUCCUCCGUUGGCAUGAUGGUCAUCAGUUCUGCAGCAGAAGUGGGCAGCCCACCAAAAAGAAUGUGGCUGGCAGCAAGCGUGUAUGCCCUUCCAAUAAGAUCAUCUAUUAUCCACAGAUGGCUCCUGUGGUGAUCACCCUGGUGUCAGACGGGACUCGAUGCCUGCUUGCCCGCCAGAGUUCCUUUCCAAAGGGAAUGUAUUCUGCUUUAGCAGGUUUUUGUGACAUAGGUGAAAGUCUGGAAGAGGCUGUCCGGAGAGAAGUUGCAGAAGAGGUGGGAUUGGAGGUGGAAAGACUGCAGUAUUCUGCAUCCCAGCACUGGCCCUUUCCUAAUAGCUCACUCAUGAUUGCUUGUCAUGCAACUGUGAAACCAGGGCAGACAGAGAUCCAGGUGAACUUGAGCGAACUAGAAGCAGCUGCCUGGUUUAGUCAUGAUGAGGUGCUCACAGCCCUGAAGAGAAACCACCCAUACACUCAGCAACAGAAUGGGACUGUCCCAUUCUGGUUGCCCCCUAAGUUAGCCAUCGCCCAUCAACUGAUUAAGGAGUGGGUGGAAAAACCUAUCUGUUGUUCCCUGCCUGCUUAGCUCAGAUCAGGCCACCCAGAUCCCUCCUCAGUAUCCCGGGGGUGGGGCUGGAGGAUGGGCUUCUCAAAGGUCAGUUGAAAGGGGAAGGUGACAAAAGGCCAUAUCCAGCCAGCCUCAUAUCAAAGCAGAGAAGGUGAGCUUACAGCAAGACAGCUCUACCAGCAGUGUUAAUGAAAGAAGUUCCUACUCAUAGGCAAUAAAAAAUGCCAGAGUGA
This is a messenger RNA of Molossus molossus (Pallas's mastiff bat), 1334 nucleotides long. It is a transcript of the gene NUDT13, whose product is annotated as nudix hydrolase 13. Bases 61 to 1119 code for a protein of 352 amino acids. Lineage: Eukaryota; Metazoa; Chordata; Mammalia; Chiroptera; Molossidae. The transcript has 9 exons. The record is from RefSeq and is a predicted model, not a curated record. Gene Ontology annotation, molecular function: metal ion binding; hydrolase activity.